AUGAAAACGCACGUGGACAAGUCGGAUCUGCGCGCCCGCUUUGCCGCGGCCAUGUCUGCCAUGUACAAGACAGAAGUUCCUCUAUAUGCCGAUCUGAUCGAAAUCGUCCAAGGCAUCAAUCGUUCGUUAAUUGGUUGCAGCAACUUGGACAGCAGCCUAGAGCGCUUGACAGCCGAGAGACAUGGUGCGAUCCGCCUGGGCACUGCGCAUGAGCUGUAUACGAUCCGGCGCAUCUUCAAACUGCUGGACAUGCACCCAGUCGGCUACUACGAUUUGUCCAUUGCCGGCCUUCCUAUGCACUCGACGGCUUUCCGACCAGUUUCUGUUAAGAGCCUGGAGCAGAACCCAUUUCGCGUCUUCACGACGCUUCUGCGAUCUGAACUCCUCACUUCCGAAAGGGCCCGAAACCUGUCCGAGGCGCUUCUCUCUCGUCGCAACAUCUUCUCAGACGCGCUGUUGCGCAUGCUAGAUACGGCCGAGUCCCAAAACGGCCAUAUCACAGAGGAGCAGGCUGAGGUCUUCGUCACCGAGGCGCUCCGCACUUUUAGUUGGCAGCCUGUUGCUGCUUCCACGGACACGGAAUACCAGAUUCUCAAAGCAGAGCACCCUAUCCUCGCCGACAUUGCGUGCUUGAAGACGGCACACAUCAACCAUCUUACUCCUCGAACGCUAGACAUUUCGCUGGCCCAGAAAGCAAUGGUAUGGCGUGGCAUGAGUGCCAAGGAGCGCAUCGAGGGCCCUCCGCCCAGGUCGUGCCCCAUCUUGCUGCGCCAGACAAGUUUUCUCGCCCUCGAAGAGCAAGUCAGCUUUCACACAUACGCCAAUAUGAGUUUACUGGUGCCCUCGAUGCACACCGCUCGUUUCGGGGAGAUUGAGCAACGUGGAGCGGCCCUCACGCCGGCGGGCAGGGACCUCUACGACACUCUUCUCUCCAAAAGUGCGGCCGGAUCUGCCGGUCUCUCCCCUGUAGAUGCAGACGCGGUCGCAAAACAAGUCUUUGCGGCCUUUCCAGAUACGUGGGAGUCCCUGCGUUCUCGAGGCCUGAUUUACUGCAGAUAUGCGGUUGUCAAAAAGCCCGGGCAAAUUCGAGCGGCCACGGGCGGCCAUGACACACUGCUCGACCAACUGCUCGCAGAGGGCUACGUCGAAGCGGUACCCAUUACAUACGAAGACUUCUUACCCUUUUCCGCUGCGGGCAUCUUCCGCUCCAAUUUGUCCACGUCCAGCUUGGACGAGGAUAUCAGUGACCAGAAGGGUCGACCGGAUCAAGCUGGUCUGGAGGCCGCACUGGGGGCUCCUUUACUCGACAUGUAUGAAUGGUACGAUGGUGUACAAAAAGCUAGUCUAGAGGCUGUUGGCAGAGCACUGAAUAUGAGCAUGUGUGGGCUGACAAUGGCAAUGAACUCGAAAAACAGCGAGCGCUUUGUAGACGAACAGUAA
Messenger RNA from Beauveria bassiana ARSEF 2860, 1440 nucleotides. Its product is annotated as DUF1338 domain protein. NCBI's taxonomy places the organism in Eukaryota, Fungi, Ascomycota, Sordariomycetes, Hypocreales, Cordycipitaceae. Bases 1 to 1440 code for a protein of 479 amino acids. The record is from RefSeq and is a predicted model, not a curated record. Gene Ontology annotation, molecular function: oxidoreductase activity. The transcript is spliced from 2 exons.